Molecule: messenger RNA, 3687 nt
Organism: Acanthamoeba castellanii str. Neff
Lineage: Eukaryota; Discosea; Longamoebia; Acanthamoebidae
Exons: 9
Coding region: 1-3687 (1228 amino acids)
Source: RefSeq, a predicted model, not a curated record
AUGGCCGAUACCAAGGUGGAAUUGAUCAUGCUGGCCCAACACAACGAGAACGACGAUCUCGAUGUGGUUGUGGAGAGGGCGAACAAUAUCGAGCUGAAGCUCUCGACCACAGAACUGGCCAAUGCGGGUGUCCAGGGCAUCGCAACUCAAGAAUCUGGUUCCUACUCGAUUUGUGGCGAGAAGGAUCUACGCAAGACUUCGGCCCGCGGACGGCGUGGCGACUACUUCGUCUACCCGAACCACCAAGAAGCUGGAUCCGGCAGCAACGGCGCCGCCUCGCCGCGCACCCGCGCCGCCGUGUCGCCCUCCGCGUCGUACCACCCGCAGCACUUGAGUCCUCGGCUGAGCGUGUCUGUCGACAACGGCGAAGUGCGACAGCAGCGACAGCUCGCAAGCAGCGGAUCUGGCUUUCAGAAGGGCGAGACGCGCGACCACAAGCAACGCACUCCCGGCGUCGGCUGCCACAUGGCGACGCAGCGAGCUUCAGUUCACUUGGGUGGUGCGGUCGCACAGAGCAGCUGCGAUCAGCCCGGCGAUACACGUGGAGGUCUGGAGGUGGGCGAACAUCGAUUGCGUUCGUCUUCUCUCCCCGCCGCCGCCGCCGCCUCCGCCUCCUCCUCAACCCGCGAUCUCGCGCUGACGGGAGCUCCCGGGACCGCCGCCACUCACGAAAGCAGAUCGUCUGCCGGUGCCUCGGGCAUGGCGUACUUCAGCCCCCCGGUACAAGUGCGCUCCAGCAACGAGCUCCGCACUCGAUCGCGGCGCUCGAGGAGCGGCGAGUACACCACUUCGCGGGUCGUGCCGGUGACGCCUCCGUCCCCUCUCACUGCGCCGGCCCCGGCGAACGGGAGCAAGGCGUGGGGAUGUGACCAGCACGGGAACUGCGAACCGGGAGCGCCCCUCUUCCCGUCCUUCUUCACCAUCGAGAAAAUGGAGACCCUCCUUUCUCUCUCGGGGAUCAAGUUCAUCACGGCGGAGCUGCACACGGCUACGAUCGAGCGAACGAAGAAGAGCGGGAGCGAGAGCGAGGGGGACGCCAACGACGUGGGCGACACCGCCUGGGGGUCGCCCGACGACGUGCCCGCGCCUCAACAGCCCCAGCAGCAGCAGCAGCUCGACAAGGGCAGCCACAACGGCAGCGGCGGCCGAGAACUGCCGCGCGAGCGCAAGCGGCUGCAGAAGGAGGAGGAGGUGUUCCGGCUGUUCCUCCACUUCGGCAGCUACUCGGUCCCGUCGCUCUCCGGGGAGCACGGCCGGCCGCGGGCCAACACCACCGGCGGACACGCCAGCGGGGCGCCGCCGGCCGUGUUCGACGACCAGCGCGAGUGCCGCUUUUUCAACAAACGCGAACGCGCCGAGAAAUUCUUUGCGCAUCUAGUGCAGGAGCUGACGAAGGCCAACUACAAGAAGGUCUUCAUCCCGCCCUCGCCGCUGAUGGGCUCCUACGAGGCGCAGCUGCAGCUGUCGCGCGGCGGCGAGCUCUUCAAGCUGGCCGAGCACUGCGCGCUGCCCCACACCUCGCUCUCGCCCGCCCACCAGUCCAAGAUCGCCAAGGAGAUUCUUCACAUUCUCAAGAACUCGCCGCCCACCUCGCCCAUCUCCAAGACCAUCCAGAGCAAGUCCGUCGUGCGCUACCUCCUCAAGAACGCCUUCUACAACCUCUUCCCCUCCUACCCCUCUCCUUCAUCAUCAUCGUCGUCGUCGUCUUCAUCGUCUUCUUCUUCAUCAUCGUCGUCGUCGUCUUCGUCGUCGACGUCGCCGUCAUCAUCGCCGGUGACGUCGGACGAAGUCGGGACUCGACAGCCGAAGGCGGCCGCGGCCGCGGCAGCGCCACCGCCCUCGCCGUCGCUGUCGUCGCUGCGUCGCGUGGGCCGGAUCGUCAACGGGUCCUCGCCCUCGUUUUCGCCCUCCGUCCAGAGCUGGCGCGCACGGGGCGACCCCUCAUCGUCUUCUUCGUCUUCGUCUUCGCUUUCCUCGUCGCCGUCGGAUUCGUCGGCCAUCGCCGAACGCGAAGCCAAGGAAACGAACGAAAGCGAGCGAAAGAACGAAGCGCGAGAGCGCAAAGAGAAGGAGCAGCAGCAGCAACAACAGCGAAGCCAACAGCAGCCGCAGACGCAGCCGCAGCCGCGGGAGAAGCGAGAGCGGUCGCUAAUCGAGCGGUGGCGCAAGACCAUCUUCCGAAUCAUGGACAUCAUCCGCGAGAAGCACGAGGAGGGCUACUACGCCGACGACCAGGACUUCAACAACGCCCACUUCAUCAAGGAGCUCACCCAGUCCGACCUCUCGCACUGCUACCUCUACUGCCUCCUCAAGCCCUUCAUCUCCUCCCAGUACCACUCGCCCACCGGUGCGUUUGGGUUCGAGCGGCUGAGUUCGGUGGAGUUUGUGCAGCAGCUGGUGCGGCUCAACAAUCCACUGCUCGACCAGUUCAUCACCUUCAACUUCUACACAACCGUCAGCCCGAGCGCCGGCGCCAAGCCGGCGUCGACGCCCUCCAACCUGCUCUACUUCUGCAUGGACUCGCUGUUCCGGUUCCCGCGCAACAACAUCCUGCACAACCUGGUCCACGACACGGUGGCGGCCAUCUUCGGCCGCGACGAGAAGCGCAAGCGCGACCGCAAGGCCAGCGGGCCGUCGAGCCGCAGCAGCGCCACCGCCGGCGGCAGCGGCAGCUACACCAUCUACGGCAGCAGCGGCAACCACCGCAUCCGCGGGAGCUACGCCGGCAACAGCGGCGGCGCCGGCGCCGGCGGCUUCCAGGGCAAGCUCAACCGCAAGCUGGGCAAGUACAAGCGCGUGGCCGAGCCCUACGGCGGCGGCGGCGGUGGUCAGUACGGCCACGAUGAUGAGAGCAACGAGAUGGACAUCGAGGUGACGGCCCAGCUGUGCCCCGAGGAGGCGAUCGAGGACGAGCAGGAGCUCAAGGCCCGCCGCGAGCUGAUGGCCCGCAAGUGGGCCAAGGAGUCCAUGAAGCUCCGACGCGUGGCCCUCGUCGAGUGCGGACUGCUCGAGAAGCUCGUCGCCUACUUCCACGCCCUGCGGGCCGAGAAGGACGCGCGCCGUCGACAGCAGCUGCAGCAAAAGGAGGAGGCCGCGGCGGCUGCCGCUGCCAAAGAGGCCGCGGUCGACAGCGACGGCGAUCUCACCCUCAACUCGGCCGAGAGCGAUCCCAUCAAGACCGAGAUCGAAGAGGUCGAGGAGCUCGAGGAGAUCGAAGAAGUCGAGGAAGUCGAAGAGGGCAACGACACUGAGUCCCCUUCUACUUCGACGUCAUCGUCGUCGUCAUCGUCGUCGUCACCAUCAUCGUCACCAUCUUCUUCUUCUUCGACGUCGUCGUCAUCGUCGUCGUCUUCAUCGUCGUCGACGGAGGAGAUGAAGCGAAUUCUGGCCGGGGCGACGUGGGCCGGCGAGGAGAACCUGGGGCCGGUGGUGAAGAUCGUGAAUCGGAUGCUGCGCGGGCGCAACAACCAGUACCUCACCUGCUCGACGCACCUGCUCACGGGCGUGCUGGGCGUGGACGAGGCGCUGGCCCGGGCCUGGUUCGAGGUGGUCCACGCCGACCUGCGCGAGAUCAACGCCCUCGACAACAGCCGCCCGUUCGAGAAGCCACACGUCAGCUUCUCGUCGCCGCUCAAGAACUCGUUCGACAACUACCACCUCAACCUCCUCAAGUUCCACCGACGGUGA